AUGCCCAAGGUUCGAAUACAAGCGCGGGCACUCACACACGCGCGGCGCGCAUCAACGACGGUGCAUUCUGCGCAUGUGUGCCUUACAGCGCGCGCGGCCGCUCUUGAUACUGCAGAGUGCACGUUGCAUCAAGUAUCAAGACGGUGGUGCCGGUCGCUCGCUCGCAGUAAAUACAAGGUAAUGGCUAAGUACGCACGCCGUCUAGUACGGAGUAGUCCGACGGUGCAGUCCCGCCUAUGCACAAUCCGUAGCGAGUCGCAUUUCCGCUCCCACACACGCGACAAACGAUAA
Messenger RNA from Danaus chrysippus (African queen), 291 nucleotides. The record is from the annotation of a GenBank genome assembly. Lineage: Eukaryota; Metazoa; Arthropoda; Insecta; Lepidoptera; Nymphalidae.